UAAUUGGGUUUGGGCCAUGUUUGUAACAGUCGGUAACCUCAAAUUAGCAGAAAAAAUACGCGCUCUUCGGCAGCAGUAAAUUUAAAUGUUUUCCUUUCGUUCGUCUUUAGUUUAGUUUAACGUGAAACCAUGGACAUCGACUUGGAUAGAUCGGUGCGUCUUCUGGACGAGGCUGUAGCCUCCAAGUCCAAGAACAUCUUUCGCAGAGGUGCAAAACAAUUGAGGAAGCAGAACCUUCAGUUGUCCAUAGAUUUGAGUGAGUCCGAGAUGAAACUCUUCACAGAUGAAAGCACAUUCUACAAUGAGAGUUUCAAUGCUGUGUUGAACGAGAACAAAACACUGACUGGAUCGAUUAUAAGAUCGAAUGAGCCUUGGAAGAACACAACUGAUAGUCUUUAUAUGGAAUUCUUUGAAGUGCUGCAAACCGCUUCGGAGAGCAAUGAGAUUUUGAAUGUGAUCGCCGAGAUGUCCAGGUGUUGUUCGGACUCUUUGAAUGUGAUCAAGGGGUUGAAAUCUAAGGUGUCUUCGACGGGAGAUUCGGAUUUGUGGUUGGAGAACGAGAGGAACACUUGGAGGUUGAUUUACGUGUUGUACGGGAACAGAUUGGGUGAUACUGCGAUGGAGGAGGAGGAUAUGCCUAUAUACUUUGGUCAGAGUGAGAGGUAUUGCAUGUUGUCUCUGUUUAAAAGGGACGCUUUGGUGAGGGAGAGUCAACUGGUGAUUGAUUGGUUGGAGAGCAAUGCCGCUCAGAGGGAUGAUGAAGUGCUGCAUUUCUCUGAUAGCACUGUCGGCUGGGAGAACACUUUGCAUCAGCUGAAAUCUAAGGAGACAAUAGUGUUUGAAUCGAGUAGAACCAUUGUUAAGCAUUUGGAUGCUGAUGCUCCUCAUUACGAGAAGUUGCCUUUGCAUGAUUUGGACAUGGAGGAUGAGAGGAGGUUGUGUCAUAAGAUCUUUCAAGAGAUCAGAUGCGGAAAAUUGGAAGCAGCACAAAAGUUGUGCGGCAAUUGCGGACAUUCGUGGAGAGCAGCUCUUUUGGAAGGUUGGAAGCUUUACCACAACCCGAACUUGGAAGAUCCCAUGAACCAAGAGGACGAAGAGGUGGAUAACAGCAACGCGAUGGAAACCGAAGAGGUGAAAUACAAGGAUAUCGAAGGAAACGAGAAUCGCGAUAUUUGGAAAGCCAUGGCGUGGAAAUACUGCGAUGUUGAAACUUUGAAUAAGUUCGAAAAGGCUGCUGUUGCCGCGUAUUCGGGUAACUUGCAACCACUGUUGCACGUCUGCAGCUCCUGGGAGGAUCAUCUUUGGGCCUACAUGAGGGUGAUGAUCGAUAUACGCGUGGAGAGCGAUAUUAGGGAGAACUGCAUGAAGACGUACGCCGAUAUGCCCGAAGAGUAUUGGGAUCAAAAGAUGUCCAUCAAUGAGAUAUUCAACUGUUUGGAGUCGUGCAACAACGCAAUCGUCCAAACUGAUGCGAUGACACCAGAUCAUCUGAUCCAAAAGUACUUGAUCUUGGACGAGAUCAACAAGUUGGUGGAAGCAGUAGAAGAUUGGCUGUUGGAGCCGGCGAUUUCGAUGCAAUUCUUGAGGUUCUUAACGCAUUUGAUGCUCUUCCUGGAGCAGAUCGGGCAGGUGAGCAACCGCGAAGUCGUCGAAAGAGUCCUAGAAGAAUACAUCAAAAGAUUGAUCGAGGAUAGGCAUACGCAACUGGUAGCGUUUUACGUGAACAAGCUGAAUGACACCAUGCAAGUCAUCAUUUACUCAACGUAUUUGGAGACCAUUAUCAAUGCUGAGGAUAGGAAAGAAGCUUUGAACUUUGCCGAAGAAAGCGAGUUGAAUAUCCAUGCGAUUACGGCUAAAGUCGUUGAGAAUAUCCGUGGUAAAAAUGAUCCUGAAUUCGAUGGAAAUCUGCAGAGGAAAAUUACGCAAUGCGAUGAGUAUAAGAUUUCCGCGUUGGAUUGGCUUCUGUUCUACGAUACGCAAUUGCCUGAAGCUCUGAAGCAGACGAAUGCCAUGAUCUUCAUGUUCCUUACGAUGAAGAAGUUGGACGCGGCGCAAUUGGCUUUCAAUAAGUUACCAGUAGAUCUAGUGAAUAAGCUUACAAAGGAGAGCGAACCUUCAGCGAAUGUGCAGCAAAAUAUCCGAGAACAUCUGAGUUACAAGGCGUAUCUGGAUGCGCAAGAAGCUUUCAACAAUUGGUUCAAGAACUUCAAGGCUAAACCGAAUCCUCCGGAAACACCAGGAGAUUCGGCUCCGUUCACGGAGAAGGUGGCCUACGAGCAUCGCCUUUCCCAGUACAACGCAGAAUUGGGUAGAUGGAAGCUGAUGAUCGGGCAACUCUCUAAAGUAGCUAAAAACGCUUUAUACAACGUCUUGCUUUUCCCUGAUGGAGGAUGGUUGCACGGCGCCAAAGACGCUCAUUACCUGCAAUCAACUUGCAUACCUGAAUGCACUUUGCUUUUGUAUAAUGUGCUUAGAGAGUCGGAGGAUUAUGAAGAGUGCGUCCAACUUGCCGAUAUCUUAACCAGCGAAAAACACAAGCUCUACUCUAUGUAUUCCAAGGAUAAAUUGGGAGAGAUCUUCGUGAAGCUGAGCGAAAUCUCUGUGCAGCUGCUGAUGCAGAAGAAGGAUCCUUGGGGCAACGAGAUGACCGCGUAACAAUGAAUGAACUAAUUGUUUUUACCUUGUUGUAUUUUGUUGAGAAACUAAUUAUUUUUUUUUUUUUGAUCGUGUUCAAGCGACAAAAUAUUUAUUUUUCCAACUUAUUGAAAUA
Molecule: messenger RNA, 2770 nt
Organism: Nicrophorus vespilloides
Lineage: Eukaryota; Metazoa; Arthropoda; Insecta; Coleoptera; Silphidae
Gene: Nup107
Product: nuclear pore complex protein Nup107
Exons: 7
Coding region: 130-2655 (841 amino acids)
Biological process (GO): regulation of DNA-templated transcription; protein import into nucleus; post-transcriptional tethering of RNA polymerase II gene DNA at nuclear periphery
Cellular component (GO): nuclear pore outer ring; nuclear pore
Molecular function (GO): structural constituent of nuclear pore
Source: RefSeq, a predicted model, not a curated record